Messenger RNA from Calidris pugnax (ruff), 3552 nucleotides. It is a transcript of the gene WHRN, whose product is annotated as deafness, autosomal recessive 31. Gene Ontology annotation, cellular component: stereocilia ankle link complex; cilium; photoreceptor inner segment. The record is from RefSeq and is a predicted model, not a curated record. The coding region runs from base 131 to 2950 and encodes 939 amino acids. Gene Ontology annotation, biological process: auditory receptor cell stereocilium organization; sensory perception of sound. The transcript is spliced from 13 exons. NCBI's taxonomy places the organism in Eukaryota, Metazoa, Chordata, Aves, Charadriiformes, Scolopacidae. Gene Ontology annotation, molecular function: protein binding.
CGAGCGGGCGGGCAGGUGUGAGCGGCACCGGCCGGGGGGGACCGGCACCGCGGGGUCGGGGGGUCUCCGGUCGGGACCGGUUCCGACCGGUUCGGGCCGGUUCCCCUCCCUCCCCGCCCGGCGCGGCGCGAUGAGCGCGGAGCUGGACGGCGUGUCGGUGCACUCCUCCUCCUCCUCCUCGGGUUCGCUGGGGUCGGUGGCGGCGGCGGUGGGGCCGGUCCCGGUGCCGGUGCCCCGGCCGCUGUCGGCUAACGUGAGGCGGCUGCACCAAGCGUUGACGGCGCUGCUGAGCGAGUCGGAACGGGAGCGCUUCAUCCUCUGCCUCAACGCCUACCACGGCCGCCGCAACGUCUGCGACCUCGUCCGCUCCCUCCGAGCCCUCCUCGACGGGCCCCGCCGCCGCCAGCUCCUGCCGCUCCUCCGCCUCGUCCUGCCCCGCUCUGACCAGCUCCUCUUCGACCAGUACACCGCCGAGGGGUCCUACCUGCCCCCUCCGCCCCCCCUCCUCCCUCCGGCCCCCGCCCCGCCGCCGGUGGUCCCCGGGGAGCUGCGGCAGGUGACCCUCCGGCGGAGCAAAGCCCACGAGGGGCUGGGCUUCAGCAUCCGCGGCGGGGCCGAGCACGGCGUGGGGAUCUACGUCUCCUUGGUGGAACCGGGCUCCCUGGCCGAACGGGAGGGGCUGAGGGUCGGCGAUCAGAUCCUGGGUGUCAACGGCAAGUCCUUGGACAGGGUGACCCACGCCGAGGCUGUCAAGGUACUGAAAGGCUGCAAGAAGCUGAACCUGUCUGUGCAUUCGGUGGGGCGCAUCCCGGGGGGGUAUGUCACCAACCACAUCUACACCUGGGUGGACCCUCAGGGCCGCAGUGUGUCCCCUCCGACGGGCCUGCCACACCACCAGAACAGCUCCCUCCGCAAGGACAGCGAGAAGAGGAGCCACCUCCAGCUCCUGCAAGAGGGAGAUGAGAAAAAGGUAAAUCUGGUCCUGAAUGAAGGGAAGUCCCUGGGCCUCAUGAUCCGAGGAGGGGCAGAAUAUUCCCUGGGCAUCUACAUCACUGGUGUGGAUAAAGGUUCUGAAGCAGAGAGCACUGGCUUGAAGGUCGGAGACCAGAUCCUGGAGGUGAACGGCAGGAGCUUCCUCAGCAUCCCCCAUGACGAGGCGGUGAAGCUCCUCAAGUCUUCCCGCCACCUCAUCAUGACGGUGAAGGACAUCGGGAGGCUGCCCCAUGCCCGCACCACCGUGGAUGAGACCAGGUGGAUAGCGAGCUCCCAGAUCGGAGACACCCUCGUCAACUCCCCAGGGGCAGUGGGCAACCAUGCUGCGGAGGCCACAGCCAGGCCCGUGUUUUACCGGGGCCUGGCCGGCUCGCAGGUGACACUGAGCACCAUGGUGAACCAGACCCGGGUCAUGCUGGAGGAACAGGCACGGCACCUGCUGAACGAACAGGAGCGGGCGACCAUGGGCUACUAUCUUGAUGAGUAUAAGGAAGGCAACAUCUCCGUGGACGCUCUGGUCAUGGCGCUCUUCGAGCUUCUCAACACACAUGCUAAGUUCUCACUGCUUUCAGAGGUGCGGGGCGUCAUCUCCCCGCAAGACCUCGACCGCUUCGACAACCUGGUGCUGAAGAGAGAGAUCGAGUCCAUGAAGGCCCGACAGCCCUCGGGGCCUGGCGUCGGCACCGACUCCUACUCUAUGAUGUCCUACAGCGACACCGUCUCCUCCUCCAGCAGUCACUUCACCGCCACCACCGUCAGCUCGGCCCGGGAGCGACUCCUGUGGCUGAUAGACCUGAUGGAGAACACCUCAGAGUUGGAGGGAGGUGGAGAUGGCCACCAAAGUAGCAUCAACACCCUGCCGGACAUCUCCCUGGAUGAUCUCUCCUCCUUCCCGGAUGAACCACCCAACUUCAAGCCCCCACCUCCUCCUUCAGCCCCUCAGAUGCUGGACCCCUCUGCUGCCCAGCACAGGAACCCAGGGAAAGACAAGCCCAAGCGCCCUUCCUCUGAGUCCUCUCAGUCAGGCCUCUUCUUUGUGGCCCCCCGAAACCCCACGCCCCCUCUUAGCCACCCCGAGAAGGACACGGUCAGCGUGACCUCCACGGCCUCCACAUCCACCGAGGAGUCUGCCCCAAGUGCUAUCUAUGCUACCAUUUCCCCAGCCCUGCACAGCUCCAGGAGGCAAAUGGAUGCUCAGCUCUCCUUGGUCAACCAACACCCCAUCGGCCCCUUCCCCAGGGUCCAGUCCCCAACCAGGUUGAAGAGCCCAUCCCCAGAAGGCCCUGCAGCUGGUGGGCUUCAGAGCCCUCCUUCCCCGUCCCCUCCUCCUCCCCCGUCCCAUCCGGCACCCCCUCCACCGGACAAGGGCAGCCCCCAGGCCAUGGCCAACCAGCAUUUCAUCAUGGUGGAGGUGCACCAACCCAACAGCGAGCCCGACGUCAACGAAGUCAGGCCCUUGCCCCAGGCCAGAGCCUCCACGCUCUCCCAGCUGUCGGACAGCGGGCAGACCCUCAGCGAGGACAGCGGGGUGGACAUCGGGGAGGUGGAGACGAGCGGCAAGGACAAGAGCCGGCAGCCGGGCCCUGGGAAAGGCCGAAGCCUCAAGGAGGCCACGAGGAGCGAGGGGGUGGCAGAAGGGGCUUCCAAGCCGCCAGGGCUCCUGGAGCCCACCUCCUGCCUGAUCCGAGUGUCCAAGAGCGCGCCCACCUUGGGGAUCGCCAUCGAGGGGGGAGCCAACACGCGGCAGCCGCUGCCCCGCAUCGUCACCAUCCAGCGUGGUGGUUCGGCCCACAACUGCGGGAAGCUGAAGGUGGGUCACGUCAUUUUGGAGGGGAACGGGACGGGGCUGCGGGGGAAGGAGCAUCGGGAGGCCGCCCGCAUCAUCGCCGAGGCCUUUAAGCUGAAGGAGAAGGACUACAUCGAUUUUUUGGUGACAGAAUUCAACGUCGCCCUUUAGGGUGCCCCCUCCAUCAGGGUGGGGUGGUGUUUUUUUGGGGAGAAACGUGGCUUGGAAGAGGGAUGAAAGGCAGCGUUGAGGUGUGAAAGCGACGUCCCACCAGGCAGGACCCUCGCCCGCUGCACGUAAAGACACCCCCAUCCAUCCCCAUCUCGUCCCCAAAUGUCCCCUCGCCCACCCGCAGACUCUGGGCAGGCUGAGAACGGGCAGAACUCAGCACACGUCCCUUCAAAGUCUUCAUCCCUCUCCUCUUUGGGGGUGGGAGCUGCUCUUUGGGGACACCCUCUCCCCCCUCGGCCUGGUUGGGGAGCGGGGAGGGAGGACAGCAGAGGUGUGGGUGUCCCCGCUGUCACUUUGAGUGCCACACGCAGAGCAAGGUGGCCCCGUGGCUCAGGUUUGGAGGGGUUUUUUUUUUUGGGUGGUUGCUGCCCCCCCCUCGGGUGCUGGUCCCCGUACCCAGGGGGGUGGCUGAGGGAUCCACGGGUGGGGGAUGCUGAGAGAGGAACUGGAGGCCUUGUAAAUCGCUGGCAAAGUCGUCGUAUUUAUAUAUACAGAGCUUGUGCUUUUAAUUUUUCAAUAAAUCUAUCCGGUUAGAAAAAGGC